Messenger RNA from Closterium sp. Naga37s-1, 945 nucleotides. NCBI's taxonomy places the organism in Eukaryota, Viridiplantae, Streptophyta, Zygnematophyceae, Desmidiales, Closteriaceae. The record is from the annotation of a GenBank genome assembly.
AUGCGCGAGGAAGGCCGCGGAGAAGGCGCGGACGAGGGCAGCGAGGAUCAGCGACGCCAAGUGGAGGACGCCAGUGGGAGUCACGGCUCCACCGCUGGAGCCGACGAGGCUGACGCCGCGCGGGCGGACAACACGACGGACCAGAGCGAGGCGAAGGCCGACGGGCCAGAGGGCGCACGAAAGGAGCAGCGAGAGGAACGCCGCGACUGCGAGGCGAGGGAUCGCGCUCGCCCGAUCCGCAGCAGCGACGCGAUGGGUGGCGCGGUGGCGGGGAGCGCUCGCCAGAUCCGCAUCCGCGACGCGAAGGGUGGCGCGGCGGCGGGGAGCGCUCGCCAGAUACGCAUCCGCGACGCGAAGGGUGGCGCGGCGGCGGGGAGCGCUCGCCAGAUCCGCAUCCGCGACGCGAAGGGUGGCGAGGCGGCGGGGAGCGCUCGCCAGAUCCGCAUCCGCGACGCGAAGGGUGGCGCGGUGGCGGGGAGCGCUCGCCAGAGCCGCAUCCGCGACGCGAAGGGUGGCGCGGCGGCGGGGAGUGCUCGCCAGAUCCGCAUCCGCGACGUGAAUGGUGGCGCGGCGGCGGGGAGCGCUCGCCCGAACUGCACCAGAGACGUGAAGGAUGGCGUGAUGUCAGGUCCCCCUUGCCAGAUCUGCGCAGGCAGCGGGAAGGAGCACGUGAUGAGGAAUGGCAGUCGCCGUACGGCCGUCGGUAGCGUGGAGGAAGGAGAGACGAGAGGUCACCAUCGCCAGAGAAGCAUCGGCGUGAGACGCGGCGGGAAGAACGGGCGAGGGCAGACCACUCGCCGGAUGGGCAAGGUCAACGCACGGAAGGGCGCGCGAGCUCGUGGGAUCUGCAUAAGGAGGCGAGAUGGGACCAGCGGGGAAGCAAGGUCGGCGGCGGGAGUUUGGCAUAUAGUGCGGAACGAGCCAGGGAGGCGAGGGAAGGAAUAG